CUGGUUUUGUAGCCACAUAGGCGCACCUCAACAAAGGACGAUGCAAAGGACAGUGCAAUGUUGGGCGUCAAUCUAAUCGACCUGCACCAACAUUGAUGUUUGGGUGUGCACAAACCCUCAAAAAGCUGCUCCUGUGCAAGCACCGGAGGAUGGCGGCAACGUUGAGGGCAGCUGCCCUGGACCUGACCAAAUGCAGACUUUCCUCGACCGCAAGCAAGUGCCAGCCACAAGAAUGUUCUGCGGGCACCUUGUACAUCGCAAGAACUAACAGCCCUUCCUUUGGGGGGUCCGUAGAAAAGCAACCUCCGAUAUCGUUGAGGACGAACUAUAGCACGUUCUCCAAUCUUGGCAGCCACUCCACUUCGAAUAGACUGUGCCAGCAGAGUGCUGUGAGUAGCAAGAGCAACAGGAGCUAUGGCACAACGAUGGGCGUGGCGGCGCUUGAGGAAACAAUAGUUUCAGACGAGAAGCUGGACGUGUAUAAGAGAAAUGCUGCGUCUUUGGCAACAGAAGAGCCUUCCACCUCAGGCAGGGAGGCAUCAGCGGGCCUGGAAGUCAAGCAAAAGCCUCUGCGCCUGGUGAAGCACGACGUCUUUCAGCACCUGCCCCAAGUCCCCGCUGCAGAGGAGCUUGUCGUCUCUGCCUUGAAGAGGGCCUACCGGGUGCAGGCAACCAAAGGCAUCCAGAACGCCGCCAAGCGCGCCAAGAACCAGGCCGCCAAGCAGUUAGACGCACUGACAAAGGAGCUUACUGUCCCCCUCGGGCACUGGCUCAAGCGCUUCCCCGAUGCUGCGAAGCUGCACCCCUUUGAGCGCAGCCUGCUCGUGCUUACGCUCGGGGACGGCACCUAUGAGACCUCGCUGGCCCGUGUGAACGCUCUCCGGAAGAAACUGCUUGAAAUCGGGAAGCAGCAUGCGGCGGCAUGUGCAAAGGCGACAAAUGUGAAGGAAGCCGACGAGAGGCGACAAGAGGGCUUUGAGCACCUCGAAAGCAUAUUUCGGAAGCAGGGCCGGAGCGUAGACGACUUGAAGGAAGUCGCGAAGACUCUGAGGAGGCUCCCGGUUGUUGACCCCCGGGUGCCGACGCUGUGCCUAGUGGGCGCCCCCAACGUGGGCAAGUCGAGCCUGGUACGGGUCCUAUCGUCUGGCAAGCCGGAAGUGUGCAACUAUCCGUUUACAACACGUGGCAUCUCGAUGGGGCACUUCUUCGUUGACACACGCCGGCACCAGGUGACCGACACGCCGGGGCUGCUCUUCCGGCCGGAUGAGGACCGGAACCGGAUCGAGAAGCUGGCCCUGGCGGCUCUGACGCACCUGCCCACGGCCGUCCUCUUUGUCCACGACCUCACGGAGGACUGCGGCACCUCCGUCGAGGACCAGAAACUGUUGUACGAGGAGCUGCGGGGCCGCUUCGGCGACCGGCCCUGGAUCGACGUCGUGUCCAAGGGGGACUUGCUGCCGGAGUUCCCAUUGGGUGUCGACGAAGCGGGGGACGACGGCGUCGAAAGUUACCGAGUGCGAGGGCCCAGCGGGGCGCUUCGAUGUUCGAUCGAAACUGAGGAGGGCUUAGAUCACCUCAAAGGAAAGGUCGUCGACAUGCUCAAGACCCACAUUUUGGGUGACCGGGUGACGCACCCCGACGACAUUUACGCUGAGGACGAAGAGGACGAAGGCGACCGGAACGAAGACGAAGCGAGGGGGACCACUGCGUAUACGGACGCAGAGGUCAAGAACACUAGCAGAGACUUUUACUCCCCCCCAUUCAACCCCGGGGUGAAUAUGAACCACAGACAUUAGCUACAUUUGCGCUAUUGUGGUGGUGCCCGAAAACGGAAUUAGGACGGAAGAUUCGACUGUAGUGCGCCUGCUUUUCCACGUCAACGAGCUGCAAGCUGGUGCGUAUAUGUGCGCAUAUGCGCUGGAACUUCUAACACAAUUUGUUCGACCGCAUUAUACUGUUGAAGGAUUGAGAAUGAGCAAACCGUAUGUUGGGCCAUACUUAUGCCA
Messenger RNA from Klebsormidium nitens, 2006 nucleotides. The record is from the annotation of a GenBank genome assembly. Lineage: Eukaryota; Viridiplantae; Streptophyta; Klebsormidiophyceae; Klebsormidiales; Klebsormidiaceae.